UUUUAAUGAGUUUGAUAAAUAUAUAAAAAUGUAUUAAUUUACUGUAUUUUGCCAGCCUAAUGAGCUGAUUUAUAUGUGAUGUGAAGUAGACUGUUCUUUUCUGACAAGAAGAUUCUAGAAUUAAAGUCGUGAAAGCAAUCUAAACUGUCCCUUAAAGGUUUUGAGGAUAAGAAAAGGAAGAUGGCAACCUUAGAUGAAGCCACAAGGUCAACAUUAGAGAAAGAAAUUCUCCCAUUUUUAAAUAAGUCUGCUAGAACCGAUGUUAAAUCUCUGGCAUUGGAAUACUUUCUGGGCAUGACAGGAUCUCCAGAAGGGCGACAAUUCAUUUCAAAGGGAGAUAAAUACUUAGAAGGAAUUAUUUCGUUGACGAUAGACGAACAUGAAGCGAUUAUGAAAGAUGCUCUUUAUUCUUUGCUGAAUUUAGCCACAGAUGAAGAUACGGCCUGGCGUCUGCUUAAUAUGGAGAAAUAUCCCAAUAACGGCAUAAACUGGAUGCGAUUAGCAUUAGAUAAAGAAUACAAGUUAGCAGACGUAAUGACAGGUCUUGUGUCAAACGUAACGCGAUCAUUGAAAUGUGCUGAAAAACUUGUGAGCGAAAUCGCUGAAUCUGAAGACAUUAGUAUAGAAAAAAUAGUAUAUGCGUUGUGUGACCUGCAACAUAAUAAAGCUGCCAAGCUUCAUUAUCUGGGACCAAUUUUGUCAAACUUAACGCAAGUACCGUACAUUCGUCAAGAAGUCACAAAUAAGGACAGAUGCAUUAUUCAGCGGUUACUCCCCUUUACAGAGUUUUCAGCAUCUGAAAUACGAAGAGGAGGUGUUAUUGGUGCAAUACGAAAUUGUUGUUUUGAUUCUAGUUAUCAUGAAUGGUUGCUAGGAGACGAUGUUGAUAUAUUACCGAGGUUAUUGUUACCGUUAGCAGGAGGGGAGGAGUUUGACGAUGACGAUAUGGAAAAAUUACCCAUAGAUCUACAAUACUUACCACCAGAUAAAACACGAGAGCCUGAUUCUGAUAUACGACUCAUGUUGAUAGAAACCAUUAAUCAGUUAUUAGCGACCAAACAUGGCCGACGAGUUAUGAAAGAGAAGAAUGUUUACGUUAUCAUGAGAGAAUUCCAUAAAUGGGAGACAACUGCUGCUAAUAAUCACGCUAUUCAAAAUGUGGUGGAUAUUUUGAUCGGAGAUGAACCAGAAGAAGGUAUGGAGAACCUACAUUUAGUGGACAUUCCAAAAGAAACAGAGGAAAAGUUUAAAGAAAGUGACAAAGAAUUGGCUAAAGAAAUAGCUGAGGAUGAAGCUGAUGGACAAGAAUAAUAAAUAUAUUUUAGCCUUUUA
Molecule: messenger RNA, 1332 nt
Organism: Patella vulgata (common limpet)
Lineage: Eukaryota; Metazoa; Mollusca; Gastropoda; Patellidae
Product: protein HGH1 homolog
Exons: 4
Coding region: 181-1311 (376 amino acids)
Source: RefSeq, a predicted model, not a curated record